This is a messenger RNA of Microtus ochrogaster (prairie vole), 1905 nucleotides long. RefSeq names its product kelch like family member 31 (gene Klhl31). The record is from RefSeq and is a predicted model, not a curated record. NCBI's taxonomy places the organism in Eukaryota, Metazoa, Chordata, Mammalia, Rodentia, Cricetidae. Gene Ontology annotation, molecular function: protein binding. Gene Ontology annotation, cellular component: nucleus. Gene Ontology annotation, biological process: negative regulation of JNK cascade; negative regulation of protein phosphorylation.
AUGGCACCCAAGAAGAAGGCUAUCAAAAAGAACAAAGCAGAGAUCAACGAGAUGACCAUCAUCGUAGAAGACAGCCCCCUAAACAAGCUGAGUGCUCUAAACGGGCUCCUAGAAGGCAGCAACAGCCUUAGCUGUGUCUCUUCUGAGCUAACAGACACUUCCUAUGGCCCCAACCUCCUGGAGGGUUUAAGUAAAAUGCGGCAAGAGAGUUUCCUGUGUGACUUAGUCAUUGGUACCAAAACCAAAUCCUUUGAUGUUCAUAAAUCAGUCAUGGCUUCGUGCAGUGAAUACUUUUACAACAUCCUUAAAAAGGAUCCAUCAACGAAACGGGUGGACCUCAAUGAUAUCGCCCCCUUAGGCCUAGCCACGGUGAUCGCGUAUGCAUACACGGGGAAGCUGACCCUCUCCCUGUACACAAUAGGAAGCAUCAUCUCUGCUGCCGUGUACCUUCAGAUCCACACUCUUGUGAAGAUGUGCAGCGAUUUUCUGAUACGAGAGAUCAGCGUUGAGAACUGCAUGUAUGUUGUUAAUAUCGCCGAAACGUAUAGCUUGAAAAACGCCAAAGCGACAGCCCAGAAAUUUAUCCGGGAUAACUUCAUCGAAUUUGCAGAAUCGGAGCAGUUUAUGAAGCUUACCUUUGAACAAAUUAAUGAGCUUCUCAUAGACGAUGACCUGCAGUUGCCUUCUGAGCUAGUAGCGUUCCAGAUUGCAAUGAAAUGGCUAGAGUUCGACCCCAAGAGAGUGAAGCACGCAGCAGAUCUUCUAAGUAACAUUCGAUUUGGUACCAUUUCUGCACAAGACCUGGUCACUUAUGUUCAAACUGUACCAAGAAUGAUGCAAGACGCCGAUUGUCACAAACUGCUUGUGGAUGCUAUGAACUACCACUUACUACCUUAUCAUCAAAACACGUUGCAAUCUCGGCGAACAAGAAUUCGAGGCGGCUGCCGAGUUCUCAUCACUGUUGGGGGACGCCCCGGCCUGACUGAGAAGUCCCUUAGUAGAGACAUUUUGUAUAGAGACCCUGAAAAUGGAUGGAGCAAGCUCACAGAAAUGCCAGCCAAGAGUUUUAACCAGUGUGUGGCUGUGAUGGACGGAUUCCUUUAUGUAGCUGGUGGUGAGGACCAGAAUGACGCAAGAAACCAAGCCAAGCACGCUGUCAGCAAUUUCUGCAGGUACGACCCUCGCUUCAACACCUGGAUCCACCUGGGCAGCAUGAACCAGAAACGCACGCACUUCAGCCUGAGCGUGUUCAACGGGCUCCUGUACGCGGUGGGCGGCCGCAACGCGGAGGGCAGCCUGGCUUCGCUGGAGUGCUACGUGCCCUCUACCAACCAGUGGCAGCCCAAGGCGCCGCUCGAGGUGGCACGCUGCUGCCACGCCAGCGCCGUGGCCGAUGGCCGCGUGAUCGUGACGGGCGGCUACAUCGGCAGCGCGUACUCGCGCUCCGUGUGCGCCUAUGACCCCGCGCACGACGCGUGGCAGGAGCUGCCCGAGCUGAGCACGCCGCGAGGCUGGCACUGCGCGGUGGCUUUGGGCGACAGGGUGUACGUGAUGGGGGGCAGCCAGCUGGGGCCGCGCGGGGAGCGCGUGGACGUGCUCACGGUGGAGAGCUUCAGCCCCGCAGCGCGCCAGUGGAGCUUCGUGGCACCGCUGCCCGUGGGCGUGAGCACGGCGGGAGUCUCGGCGCUCCACGGGCGCGUGUACCUGCUGGGCGGCUGGAACGAGGGCGAGAAGAAGUACAAAAAAUGCAUCCAGUGCUUCAACCCCGAGCUCAACGAGUGGACGGAGGACGACGAGCUGCCCGAGGCCACCGUGGGCGUGUCCUGCUGCACCCUGGCCAUGCCCAACAGCGUGUCCCGCGAGUCACGGGCCAGCUCGGUGUCCUCCGUACCGGUCAGUAUCUGA